Mesitornis unicolor (brown roatelo) is the source of this 907-nucleotide messenger RNA. RefSeq names its product ATPase family, AAA domain containing 1 (gene ATAD1). Gene Ontology annotation, cellular component: mitochondrial outer membrane. The transcript has 6 exons. The annotation marks the transcript as partial. NCBI's taxonomy places the organism in Eukaryota, Metazoa, Chordata, Aves, Mesitornithiformes, Mesitornithidae. The record is from RefSeq and is a predicted model, not a curated record. Gene Ontology annotation, molecular function: ATP binding; ATP hydrolysis activity.
GCAAACAGAUUUUAUACAAUGUGUUUAAAUAUGAGGCAAGUGUUUUCUCAGCUUUAAUUUUCUUUCUUUCUGUCUCUCCUUGUGCUUUUUUACAUUUAGCGUUGAGAGGCAAAAUGGUCCAUGCUGAAGCAUUUUCACGUCCUCUGAGCCGAAAUGAAGUGGUCGGGUUGAUUUUUCGUUUAACUAUAUUUGGUGCUGUAACAUAUUUCACCAUUAAAUGGAUGGUUGAUGCCAUUGAUCCGACCAGAAAGCAGAAAGUAGAAGCUCAGAAACAGGCUGAAAAACUAAUGAAGCAAAUUGGAGUGAAAAAUGUCAAGCUUACUGAAUACGAAAUGAGUAUUGCUGCACAUCUCGUAGACCCGCUUAGCAUGCACGUAACCUGGAGUGAUAUUGCAGGCUUAGAUGAUGUUAUUACAGAUUUGAAAGACACUGUCAUUUUGCCUAUCAAGAAGAAAUAUUUGUUUGAAAAUUCCAGGCUCUUACAGCCACCAAAAGGAGUUCUUCUCUACGGCCCUCCUGGCUGUGGCAAAACGCUGAUCGCCAAAGCUACGGCGAAGGAAGCGGGUUGUCGAUUUAUUAAUCUGCAGCCUUCAACACUGACGGACAAAUGGUAUGGAGAGUCUCAAAAACUGGCUGCUGCUGUCUUCUCCCUUGCUAUAAAGCUCCAACCAUCCAUCAUUUUUAUUGAUGAAAUAGAUUCCUUCUUACGAAGUCGGUCAAGUUCUGACCAUGAGGCUACAGCUAUGAUGAAGGCUCAGUUCAUGAGUCUGUGGGAUGGCCUGGACACUGAUUACAACUGCCAAGUAAUAGUGAUGGGAGCCACCAACCGUCCUCAGGAUCUUGACUCUGCAAUCAUGAGAAGAAUGCCAACCCGGUUUCACAUCAACCAACCUGUAAGUCGUGCCAG